Molecule: messenger RNA, 1383 nt
Organism: Mixia osmundae IAM 14324
Lineage: Eukaryota; Fungi; Basidiomycota; Mixiomycetes; Mixiales; Mixiaceae
Exons: 2
Coding region: 1-1383 (460 amino acids)
Source: RefSeq, a predicted model, not a curated record
AUGGCUCGACCUGGGCCAACGAAACGCCCGAGGCCGACUGUCGAGCCUGAUGCUCAGACGGAGCCAGACGAAGAGGAUUCGUGCGAAGCCGAGGGCCCAGAAGACGACGAAAUUGGCGAUUUAAGCAAUGCCGUCUGGGCAAUCAUCGGUAAGCUCGAGUGGCUCACGCGAGCACAAGUAGAGAAAGCCGUCAGCUUUGCCAAUGCUACGCUCGAAGCGAACAUUUCGUCUCUGACGAGUCAUGUCUUGCUCAGUCGACGUGCAUCUUCACGUGAGCUCGACCUACUCCGGCGCUCAUUCGCCGAAUUCACGUUUUCGGAAGACGAGUUCUGCGCUCUCUUUGCCAUCACGCAAGAUGUUCAUGGCGCGAGGCGAUCACAGUCCCCCGAAGUCAUACCCGUUGAUCCUGCCUUGUCGACCGUAGGACAGUCCGACAAGCACCAAGGGUCACACUCGCCCGUGAACGCGCCAGCCUCACCCUUCGAGGAUUUGGCAUCACCUGAAGAUGCGCUACAAGCGCCGUCGAGUGCGCUCGAGCGCGUCGUGCGCACAUCAAGCAAUGGCCAUCAGCUCGUCCGAUUGCUCCAAGACUCGCCUGGAUUGCAACAUCUGCUCGAUAUCGAGUUCGAGCGGCAAGAAAGUGUUCACAAGACUGCGUUAGCGGAACUAUCGGCGCAGUUCGAGGCAAAGCAGACCGAGCUGCAGCAAAUGGUCGCACAACUCGUUCAGCACAUCGCAGACCAUUCUACGGUGCCCUACACGCCGCCGCACAUCCCCGGUCGGGAAUCACUAGACGGCAUGCUGACGAACACGCACAACAAGCUCAAGAGCAAGCUCUACGCCAAAGUAAAACUCGACCCUGCUGCUGCCGCCAUGCGCAUGCUCCCUGCACCUGUCGAAGAUGAUGCAAGCGACGAGAAGAAAGCGUACCAGCAAAAGGUCAAAGAUGCCGUGCUCGGACGGUACGGUUGCAAACUGCUUGGUGUUCCGCUCUUGUGGUCAGACGAAGUUCUAGGCGGCUGCUGGAUUCCGCGCUAUGAGUUUCAGCCGGUCCAGACGAUCAGAGAUGUCUGGGAGGAGCAUCACAAUGGGCUGAAUGGCCUGAUAUCGAUCAGAGAGCUCGAAAGAGAUUGGAAGUCGCAUUGGAAGUUCAACGAGGGGCGGAUGAAGACGGAGCAUUCUCGCAGGCGCCAUAUAGUGAAUUAUAUGACCAAGUCUCUAGCGGCCGGGGUGCCGAUGGAGGAAGCCCUUUCGACGCUCGAGGCUGAUUUCCCACCGGGCACCUCACUCAGGACGGUCUACGAUACGCUGAAGCAGCGCAAAUUCUCUGCACUGCCCACGCAAGUCAAUCCGCUUCGACCGGCCAAGUCAGAUGAGUCAUAG